AUUACAGCCAUUCAUUGAAUGAAAAUGCUAUCCAAAAUCUAAUCCUUACUUGGUUGGGCUCAUGAGUCACAACCACACAUCCACGUUGACACCUCUUACUCGAUCACUUCACUUUAUAGUACAUAAUAAUAACAUUACAUGUAACUAAGAAUUUGUUUCCCUUGCAAAGCUCAAUACUACAACUUCAAAAAAAUCACUUUUUCUUUCUUGUAGACUUAAUCAUGGCUUCGGCUACUCUCUCUGUAGCCAAACCAACUCUUAAGGGAAAUGGUAAAGGCUUUUCUGAAUUCUCUGGUCUCAGAAACUCAACAGGAUAUCUUCCAUUUUCUAGAAAAACUUCAGAUGACUUCCAUUCUGUUGUUUCCUUCCAAACCAAUGCAGUUGGGAGCAAUGGAGGAUACAAGAGAGGAGGUGUUGUAGUGGAAGCAAAACUGAAGGUAGCAAUAAAUGGAUUUGGAAGGAUUGGAAGGAACUUCUUGAGAUGUUGGCAUGGUCGUAAAGAGUCACCACUUGAUGUCAUUGCCAUCAAUGACACUGGAGGUGUUAAGCAAGCUUCUCACCUUCUCAAGUAUGAUUCCACUCUUGGAAUCUUUGAUGCUGAUGUUAAGCCUGUUGGCAAUGAUGCUAUCUCUGUUGAUGGAAAGGUCAUUCAAGUUGUCUCCAACCGCAACCCCUCAAACCUUCCUUGGAAGGAGUUGGGGAUAGACUUGGUGAUUGAAGGAACUGGAGUGUUUGUGGACAGAGAAGGUGCAGGGAAGCACAUUGAAGCAGGAGCUAAGAAAGUGCUCAUCACAGCACCUGGAAAAGGAGAUAUCCCAACUUAUGUGGUUGGUGUCAAUGCUGAUGCUUACACUCAUGAUGAAGCCAUCAUCAGCAAUGCUUCUUGCACCACUAACUGCCUUGCUCCCUUUGUCAAGGUCCUUGAUCAGAAAUUUGGUAUCAUCAAGGGUACCAUGACUACCACUCACUCCUACACCGGGGACCAAAGGCUACUUGACGCUAGCCACCGCGACCUAAGGCGUGCGAGGGCAGCAGCACUCAACAUAGUCCCAACUUCAACCGGAGCAGCAAAGGCAGUAGCCCUUGUCCUCCCAACACUCAAAGGCAAGCUCAAUGGUAUUGCACUUCGUGUGCCAACACCUAACGUUUCGGUGGUGGACCUCGUCGUUCAAGUCACAAAAAAGACCUUUGCUGAGGAAGUGAAUGAGGCAUUUAGAGAGAGUGCAGCCAAUGAGCUAAAUGGUAUUCUCUCAGUUUGUGAUGAGCCACUUGUGUCUGUAGAUUUUAGGUGCACUGAUGUGUCCUCAACCGUUGACUCAUCGUUGACUAUGGUCAUGGGAGAUGAUCUGGUUAAGGUGAUUGCUUGGUAUGAUAAUGAAUGGGGUUACUCACAAAGGGUUGUUGAUUUGGCUGACAUUGUUGCCAAUAAUUGGAAGUGAGAGCCAAAAUUAAGUUUGUUAAUUUGUUAUAUAUAUAAUAUAUAUGUUAUGUAUCAUGUGCCAUUGUAAUUUUGUACACUUCUUGCUUCAUUUUUCUUUUACCUUUCUAAACUUGUAUUGAGAAAUAGAACUAUCAAUUUUCUCUUGCUCCUCAUUCUGCAAUAAAAAAUUUUACCCUUGAAAUCAAAA
Messenger RNA from Cicer arietinum (chickpea), 1628 nucleotides. Its product is annotated as glyceraldehyde-3-phosphate dehydrogenase A, chloroplastic. Lineage: Eukaryota; Viridiplantae; Streptophyta; Magnoliopsida; Fabales; Fabaceae. Gene Ontology annotation, biological process: glucose metabolic process. Gene Ontology annotation, molecular function: NAD binding; NADP binding; oxidoreductase activity, acting on the aldehyde or oxo group of donors, NAD or NADP as acceptor. The record is from RefSeq and is a predicted model, not a curated record.